UGUCAUCAACGCCUGUUUAGCCAAGCCAAGCCGUUCUAGAAAAUCGCCGUUUGUGUUCUGUGGUUUUGUGACAACUGUUGUAAGCAAAAGAAUACUUUCUGUAGUCGUGUGCAUAGCUAAGCAUAACACUGCGCAAUGUCGGAGAGAAAAGUGCUGAACAAAUAUUAUCCGCCUGAUUUCGACCCUCGAAAAAUCCCGAGGCUUCGACUUCCAAAGGACAGGCAGUACACAGUUCGUCUAAUGGCACCGUGCAAUAUGCGAUGCACAACAUGCGGUGAAUACAUUUACAAAGGGAAGAAGUUCAACUCGAGGAAAGAAACAGUACAAAACGAAGAGUACCUCGGCAUCAAGAUCUUUCGGUUUUACAUAAAGUGCCCACGGUGUCUUGCUGAGAUCACAUUCAAGACUGAUCCUGAAAAUGCUGACUAUAUCGUGGAACAUGGUGCAACCAGAAACUUCCAGGCUUUGAAGCUGGCAGAGGAGCAAGCCGAGCGAGAGGCGAAAGAAGAAGAGGAAGAAGAAAAGAACAAUCCUAUGAAGUUGUUGGAAAAAAGAACCGAGAUGUCCAAGCAAGAAAUGGACCUUAUUGAAGCUCUGGAAGAUUUGAAGGACCUCAACCGGAGGCAGGCAAACGUCAACUUUGAUGCUAUGCUCGAGAAAUAUGGAGAGGAUAAGGUGACCAUGCUUCAGAGGCAGGAAGAAGAGGAUGAAGAAUUUGUCAGAUCAGUAUUUGGAAAAGGUGAAGAAGGAAUUGUGAAACGAAUCAAGGAUGAAGACGACGAUGCAAGUGACGAGGAGGUAUCCAAAAAGCCAAGGUGGGCUGCACCAUUUGAAAAGCCAACAGACAUAUUGAUAUCGGGUUCCCCAGCUACAGUGAAGCAAGAACCAGGUGUUCCUUCAACACCUGUGGGAACUGCCUCAAAGAAAAAACUGUCUUCAAAGUCGUUACUUGCAGGGCUAGUAAAGGUUAAGCCUGCAGCGACGGUAAAGCCAGAGGAACCCUGCCCCGCUACAUCUAAUAGUGUACGCAGUGAUGCGAUAACCAAGGUGGAGUCUACAAGUAGUCUCAGUCUUUUGUGCUCUUACUCUGGGAGUGAUGACAGUGAAUGAAAUCCUGAGAAAAUCUUGCAUAGUUGUGUAUAUAAUUUUUAGAAUGCCUCGUUAUCAGAAGAAGUGUUAUCUUUCUGUAACAGUACUAUAGCACAUUUACCUUGCCCCAUGUAGGUUAAACCAUUCAUAAACCAAGGCCAAAAAUGCUCAUGUAUUUUUUUUAGGUUAAUUCCUGCCAAAUGUGCUAGCUGUUAGGAAAUUGAUAAGGAGAAAUACAAAUAUGUCUCUCUCCACAACACAUUUUUCGGGACAGCCAACGAAUAAAAUAGUGGAAUGAAGCUGAGAGCAAAGAAACAGAAGUAAACAUGUACACUGAAUUUUUAUUUUUGGAACCUCAUUUGAAAGAUAAUUUCAAAGACGUCACAAAACCAAAAAGGGUGGACUAGUAAGAAACUCUUCGCACGUCAUGCUCUGGCUGACAGAGUAGGAAGUCUUUACUGAAUUUGUAGACACGUAUGCCAUUUUUAAUGAUCUUGUGGGAAUCCCUGAAAAGUUCACUUUCAUAUGCACAAUAUGGGACAAGGAAACAUUCCAGAACCAAAGAAGACCAUUCAUAUGCCCACAGAGAAAGACUUAGUUUUCCAAUCUGCAACUUUGCUUUCGUUCCUGGUUUGUUAAUUUGAUCUCUGUAGUGCUUCCCAUAGCUCGCUCUUGCUUUUCAUAAAACUUGUUGUCAAACAGAUUUUUUGUUCCUACUGGGGCUGUUUUAGCAUGGAAGGUUUUAGUGGUACGACAGGAGCUGCCAUCGUGUAGUGAGGGUAGGUACUGAAUUUGUUCGCAGACUUUUUGCUCAGUCAGAAACUAAGCUGAAGGUAGGUGCCUUGAAGGUCGUACUCAAGCAAUGGAGCAUCUCCUGUCUCACAUUUGGACUGAGUGCAUGCUAAUGGUGCUAGAACACUUCGAUAUCUGCUCGAGAUCAGUUGGAAUGUUCCUUUUCAUGCUAUUGCACCACCAGUUUUCAAAUGCACUCACAAAAUCAUGCAGACAUUAAUUAACACUAAAGACUUAAUUUAUCUGCUGAAAUGUUAUUCACUGACAAAAACUGACUGCAGUCAAACAGACAUCCAGCAGGGGUCAUAUCACGCAAAAGUUUUCAUUCUUGCAUCGGUUCAAGCUAUAUAAUGAUAGUCAGCAGAACAGUGUCAAGUGAUCCCUUACGAACUUCAACAAGAAUGUGGUGCGUUGGACAGAAAGAGGAGACAAACCGCCAAAUGGGAGGUCUCUUUGUUAAAUCUGAACUAGAGCCCUGCACGGGCCUGACCUGGCCUGCCGGGCUUCUUAUUGGCUGUGCGCUCCGGGCCUGGUCCGGGCUUCUUAUUGGCUGUGUGCUCCAGGCCGACAAAAUACGCCGCACUGUGGGCCGUACCUGGGCCGAUAAGCAUGUUUCUGAGGGUCUGGCUCGGCUGGGUCACAGACCUAAUUUCACACAAUGCAGGACUAUUCAUUUAUAUCAUCGCGUGCCUGUGUCAUUCAUGUACAUAUACUUGCAUAUCUUUCACGAUCACAUUCGCAAAGCUUGGUAAGAGGGGUAGGGAUUGGGAGGAGUUUGUUAACAACAUCCUCUACCUCCACAAAAACUUGUAGUGUAACGAUAAUGAUCAUAGUUGACUCCAGACAAAGAACCCCACUAAAGGAAGACACUAACACGUGCAGACUAACGCAUGACAAUGUAACAUGUAACUGGUACUGCACAUUCACCUGACCGUGUUUCAUUGCAUUGUACAGUGGUGGACAAAAUUCUACAGAACAAUCCCUGACGCAUUCUUUCGACUCAGAAUAGCAGCAAAUGGGACCGUACGGACUUACAGACAUGUGCCUAGGUAACCCAGUUACCUGCUUGCAACUCCGUAUGGUCCAGUUUGCUGCUAGUGUUCCGUAAACUUUUGUACAGCACUGUCCACUUGAAUUGCAAGGCUGAGAGAUUUUCGAAUUAUGUACUCUGGGAUGAAAAUAAAAAUUGUGCAGUACAGCUGCA
Molecule: messenger RNA, 3085 nt
Organism: Ornithodoros turicata
Lineage: Eukaryota; Metazoa; Arthropoda; Arachnida; Ixodida; Argasidae
Product: splicing factor YJU2-like
Exons: 7
Coding region: 136-1110 (324 amino acids)
Biological process (GO): mRNA splicing, via spliceosome
Cellular component (GO): U2-type catalytic step 1 spliceosome
Source: RefSeq, a predicted model, not a curated record